This is a messenger RNA of Mucor velutinosus, 1149 nucleotides long. RefSeq lists its product as uncharacterized. The transcript has a single exon. The coding region runs from base 1 to 1149 and encodes 382 amino acids. Gene Ontology annotation, molecular function: protein binding. NCBI's taxonomy places the organism in Eukaryota, Fungi, Mucoromycota, Mucoromycetes, Mucorales, Mucoraceae. The record is from RefSeq and is a predicted model, not a curated record.
AUGGGAACGACAAUCAACGAUUUACCGCUAGAAAUAAUCGAGAUUAUAUGUCUUCAUCUGUGGUCAAUGGACCUUGCUCAGGUCUCACUUGUUUGUCAUAAAUGGCAUCAAGCUGUUGGCAUUAAACCAUUCAAAAAAGUUGGGCUUACUACUGAAAGAAACCUUGAUCGAUUUAUCGAUAUCUUGGAGGACAGUCCAUUUCCCUACGGUGCCUUGGUUGAACGCAUUCAUUUCGACAUAUUUCAGGUAUUCUUUACUAGAACUUUUGCAGUCAAUGUGAAAAAGCUGCUUUAUUUCUGUCCCAACGUGCAAUUUAUCACUAGCAACAAAGUCAUCAGCACUGCAGUAUUACAAGAACUCUUGUCAUUACCAAAAGACACCGAAUUGAACCGCUUAAAGACAAUCCCAAUCGUCAGUUACAGCCUUUGUUAUAAUUUGUGUGCAAGAAGGUUCAGUCAAUCCUUGAUAGAACUCGAUUUGCAAAAUUUUGCGUCAGAUAAGCAGCUUGUGUUAAACCAUGGAUUCCCCAACUUGAAGAGAUUGACAUUACGUUCAGCUGAUAAACCAUUUGAUCUGAUUGAUUCCGUGCUGACGAAAAGUGACCAUCUCGAAUACCUGAACUUUGAUUUAGCCAGCUCACGAUUCAGCAUACCUUCAUCAGCAAUUGACAAGUGCUAUCCCUCUUUGCUAGAGUUGACAAUGUUAUUCAAGGAGGAAUACAGCUUUGAUUAUAGAGCCUUAAACACAUUUUUUUUUAGAUUCAUCAAAUUGGAAAAGCUGACAAUGAGCAUUUUUGAUGCGAUCAAUGACAACCAACCUUUGGAUCAGCUGUACGCAUUUAGAGAUUUCAUAACUUGGGUCAACACAGUGCAUGACAGCAAAAUAUGCAUCAAAAACGUCAAACCUGAAAAUUUGUUGACAUAUCUCAAGUACAUUUACAAUACAAUUCCACCUCACAAGGAAAGCUGGAAGACAAAGAUUGUAUUCCUUCGCUCUUUGUAUUACAGGGGCUCCAUUAUAACGUACUCCACGCAUACAGGUUACAGAGAAAGAACCUUUGCUAUCACUCUUGACAAUUACUUUGCGAGAAACUUUGUGUGCAAUUAUUUGAACAAGCUCCAGAUGCCAUUUACAGUGUACAUUCAGUGA